AAAUCAACGAGGUUGAAACAUUUAUCCGACAUACCCAUCAGACCAGGCUGUGUGCCCCACAUCGACAAGAUCUGCAAAAUGGCCCCGGUAUCAAUCAAACGCAUUUUAAUCAGCGAAAGUGUAGACGCUUGUUGCAAGAAGAUUUUGCAAGAAAAUGGUAUCGAAGUUACGGAGAAACAGAACAUGACCAAGGAUGAGUUGAUUGCUGACAUUAAGAACUACGACGGUCUAGUGGUGCGUUCUGCCACAAGGGUGACAUCCGAGGUCAUCAAUGCAGCAAGCAACCUUAAACUCAUCGGGCGAGCGGGCACCGGAGUAGACAACGUGGAUGUGGAUGCGGCCACUAAAAACGGUGUAAUUGUCAUGAACACCCCAAGUGGCAACACAAUCAGUGCUGCUGAGCUGACCUGCGCUCUUGUCAUGAGUCUCUCAAGGAAUGUGCCACAAGCAGAUAUGUCAAUGAAGGCUGGAAAGUGGGACCGUAAAAAGUUCAUGGGCGCGGAGCUGUAUGGAAAGGUACUGGGCAUCGUCGGACUCGGGAGGAUCGGGAAGGAGGUUGCCUCCAGAAUGCAGUCUUUUGGGAUGAGGACGAUUGGCUACGACCCAAUCACUCCUCCGGAAGUUACCGCCUCCUGGGGGGUGGAGCAGAUGUCCCUGGAGCAGUUGUGGCCCCAGUGUGAUUACAUCACAGUGCACACCCCCCUCAUGCCCUCCACCACAGGGCUGCUGAACGAUGAAUCGUUUGCCAAGUGCAAGAAGGGAGUGAAGGUCAUUAACUGUGCUCGGGGAGGCAUCAUCGACGAGGCGGCCCUGCUCCGAGCUCUGGAGUCGGGGCAGUGUGGGGGUGCAGGCUUGGAUGUGUAUGUGGAGGAACCUCCAAAGGAGAGGGCGCUGGUGAACCACCUUAACGUGAUCAGCUGUCCCCAUCUGGGCGCCAGCACCAAGGAAGCCCAGGCCCGCUGUGGGCAGGACAUCGCCCUGCAGAUAGUGGACAUGGUGAAGGGCAAAGCACUCGUGGGAGCGGUGAAUGCCCAAGUGUUGGCCAGCACAUUCUCCCCCGAGUCUCACCAGUGGAUCAGACUUGGAGAGGCUAUGGGCGCAGUGUUGAGGGCAUGCACCUCCUCAAAGCAGCCCUAUAGCCAAGUGCAAAUCACCACCACAGGUGACUGCCUGAAGAAGUCCACUGGGUUCCUCAGCUCAGCGGCCGUGGUUGGGCUGUUGACCGACGGCUCCAGCAGUGGACCCAACCUGGUCAACGCGCUCACUCUGGCCAAGGAGAGGGGCCUGGAGGUGAACAUGAAGCAUGAUGGCGGUGCUGGAGUUGCGACGUGUGUGGUGGAGGUGUCUGUGAACGGCACGCGCAGCAAGGCCCAGGGCUCGGUGCUGGCUGAGGUGCCCAUGCUGGAGCAGCUGGAGGGCAGCCCGUUCAGGCAGCCCGUCCCCCUCGCUGGCCACCUGCUGUUCUUCAAGGCCGCUGCCUCGCCUCAGCUCCUACCCUCCAUCACAGGUGCCCUGGCAGCAGCAGGUGUGGAGAUGGAGUCAUUUAGCGCCCCCGCUGCCCGCGGUGGUGAGCAGUGGUACUGCGCGGGGACUUCCUCUCUGAUGGGAGAUCUUGGCUCCCUCAAGGCCUUGGUGAAGGAAGCGGCACAGAUUACAGUUUGAGAUGAGCAAGAAGCCUCUUUUCCCGAGGGACCAGUGUUGUAGCAUUCCACAAUCUAAUAAUCUAACGGUACUUUAAAUAAUGUUGAAAAGAUGUAUGUCAUUUAUUAACUUUUACAUCAGCUGUAUUAACAUUUCAGAUAUGAAAAGGUUUAUAAUGAGUGCCUGGGUAGAAUUGUUGUUUGACAUUUGUUUACAAAGUGCACUUACACAUGUUGCAGACAGGUUUACUAAGUGUACUUAAGGAGUUUAAUUACAAUCUAUCAAGUCUCAUCAAGUGUUUUCGUUGUUUACUAAAUAAUAAAAACUUUAAUCUUGGAGCA
Clupea harengus (Atlantic herring) is the source of this 1982-nucleotide messenger RNA. RefSeq names its product phosphoglycerate dehydrogenase (gene phgdh). Gene Ontology annotation, molecular function: phosphoglycerate dehydrogenase activity; NAD binding. The record is from RefSeq and is a predicted model, not a curated record. Gene Ontology annotation, biological process: L-serine biosynthetic process. Lineage: Eukaryota; Metazoa; Chordata; Actinopteri; Clupeiformes; Clupeidae.